Molecule: messenger RNA, 3507 nt
Organism: Phlebotomus papatasi
Lineage: Eukaryota; Metazoa; Arthropoda; Insecta; Diptera; Psychodidae
Gene: scny
Product: ubiquitin carboxyl-terminal hydrolase 36
Exons: 3
Coding region: 249-2690 (813 amino acids)
Biological process (GO): regulation of apoptotic process; protein deubiquitination
Cellular component (GO): nucleus; cytosol
Molecular function (GO): cysteine-type endopeptidase activity; cysteine-type deubiquitinase activity
Source: RefSeq, a predicted model, not a curated record
GGAGAAAUUCCCGCUGUCAAUCCGCCAUUUAUGUAUCCCGUCACACCAUUUCCAAAAUUCUACAUGUGUUGUGGCAAAAAGUGUAAAUUUUACCCAGAAAUAAGUGAUUUGCGUGUUUGUGCGUGAGUGAAAAAUGUGCUGGCGUGCACGCUGCACACGGUGAACAGCAUCCAGUGGGUGGCAGUGUGGUUUUUUCCAGGGAAAAAACGGAUUGAAAAGUGCCCGCCAGGAAAGAAAGCAAAAUAUCAAUGGUGUGCGACGUGAGUGCGGCUCUCCGCGAUUCACUGUCGAAAGAUCGACAAUUUGCGGAUCGGAAUUUGCAGACGCAACUCUUGAGCACCACCAAGCGAAUCCUCCUCACAAAGAUUGAGUACGAAGACGUGGACUCACACACCAAUUGUGACGCCCUCAAGUCCAAGUACAUCGUCUUCAAGCCGACCUCCGGCGUGCUUUCCGGACAUACCAAAAUGCCUGGCGUGUCGGCCGGCUCUUGCUCGACUACCAAUGGCACCCCAUCGACAUCCGUGAACGGCAGUGGCCGGGAUGCCCAGUUACCUGCCCCAAAACGCGUCCUCUUUGCCCGAGACAGUGUCCAGGUGGGCUGGCGAGCCAGUGGGAGAAAGUGGCAGGUGGGCGCUGGUCUCAUCAAUAUGGGCAACACCUGUUACCUCAAUUCCACCCUCCAAGCUCUCUUCCAUGUCCCAGCUAUUGCCAAUUGGCUGAUGGCCGAUGACAGUCACAGGGAUAAGUGUGAAGAUCUGGGAGGUGGUCAGGGGGGAUGUAUUAUUUGUGCAAUGGCAAGAACUCUUAUAUCAUCCCAAACGAGUCAGUCGCCCAUUAAACCCUGGUUGAUUCACUCAAAGCUGCGUUUGGUGUGUAAGCAUUUUUUUCCUGGGCGUCAGGAGGAUGCCCAUGAAUUUCUGCGGUAUCUGGUUGAGGCGAUGGAAAAGGCAUUUCUGGGGAGGGUGAAGAACAGUCGGGAAUUGGAUCAGUACAGUAAGGAGACGACACCGUUAAAUCAAAUUCUUGGAGGGUAUUUGAGAUCGACUGUGAGAUGUUUGGCCUGUGGGCAUGUUUCCACGACAUUCCAGCACUUUGAGGAUCUUCUGCUGGACAUCCGGAAGGCCAAUACGGUGGAAGAGGCACUUGGGGGGUAUUUUGCCAGGGAAAGGCUCGAGGAUAUGGGGUAUAAGUGUGAGGCGUGCAAGAAGAAAACUUCAGCCACGAAACAAUUUAGUUUGGAAAGGGCUCCAGUGGCCCUGUGCAUUCAGCUCAAGAGAUUCUCCAUGGCCGGAACGAAGUUGAAUAAGCACGUGGCAAUUCGAUCGAGGUUGGAUUUGAGCUCGUAUUCUUCGGGGAAUCGGAACGGAGGGAGUUCAGGGAGUCCUCUGGUUUACAGAUUAGUAGCCAUGGUGACGCAUCUGGGAGCUUCUCAGAAUUGUGGGCACUAUACGGCAAUUGGUCUGACGGAUACUGGGAGCUACUAUCACUUCGAUGAUAGCUCCGUGAGGCCGAUUUCCCUGCAGAAUGUCCUCCAGACAAAUGCCUAUAUCAUUUUCUACGAACUGGAAGAUGGUCAGGCCAAGAGUCAUCAGACAAUUUCGAGCACUGCCACGAGUGUCAGUAGCAGGGAAGGUUCUCGCAAUGGAGACACUCUCAAUGGCACAGUCAAUGGACUAUCUUCGGCCCAGAAGGAACAACAGUCGCCCCAGAGACAAUUUCCCGCAGGAACGGUGAGUAAACUCGAGACAAUGCCCGGAUUUAUUGGUCCCCUGCUGCCGGACCGUGAAAAAACCCCAGAGAAAAAAUUAACCCUCAAUGGGCAGCCACAUCAAAAAAUCACCUUCAGCAUUACCCCUCCAUCCUCAACUCCGCCCCAAAAUGGCCGCCCAACUCCCAGCAAAUUGAUGAGUGUCACAAAGAAAAUCCCCUUCAACGGAGGAACAGGAACUACCCCCAAUGGGGUCCCCAAAAAAUUCACUCCAAUCGUCGUUGUCAAUUCCAAAUCAACUCAAAAUGACUCCGCAAUGACUCCGCCGGCGGCAAAAAAAACCCCGCUGCAAGCUAAACCCCGCAGCCUGGUGCCGUAUGAAUCUGACGAUGAAUCCAAUCCGUCAGAGACCGAGGAGCCAGUCAUUCUCAAAACGAGCGCAGGAGUUUGGGAAGUGACGCCACUGGAGGAGCCUCAGAAGAAUGGCACCUCGUCCAUGGUCAAUGGAUCGCCACCGAAGAAGGCUCAGCAUGAGAAUGGAACUGAGAUUAGAAACACUGCCACAGUGAAUCAAUUGAUAAAGAUGGGAGGGCACAGGGGCUAUGGAAGCUCAGCGGUGUACACGUGGAAUGGGCAGAAGACAACGAUAGACAAAGAGGUUCAGGAGGAGAAGAAGGAGGAACGAAAGCGUGAGCUGGAGCAUCAGGCGAUGAAUGGAGACAUGGACAGGGGCAAGAUGAAGAAGCCCAAGAUGCAUCAUGCGCCAGGGAAGGACAAUCCAGGGUACAAUCCCUUCCAGGAAUACCAGAACCGCAAUUGGUCAUGGAUCCAGAAUGGCCGACAGGGCUACCAAGGACACAUUUACCGCCAAAAGUCCCAUCACUACCAUCCCUACAGGGGCCACGGGGGAGGCUUCAGGGGGCGCCAUCGAGGCGUCUUUCCCAGCAAUUUCCGAUCCCACAAUGGCUACCGGAAAUGAGGCCGCCACAGCUUCAGUGCAUUUGCAUUUGCAGUGAGUGUUGAGUCCUAGAGAGGCUCGUCCUAGACAAGUGAACUAUCCCGAACGUGACUUUUCGAGGGAGGAUUCGCGUGAAACAUUGUUUUUUUUUAAUGAACUAACGAUAAAAAGAGAAAUUUGAAUUGAACACUUGAAUGUGAUGCUUUGUGAAAUGAAGAGAAAAGAUAAAAAGAAAAAGUGAGUGAAAGUGCGAAGGAGGAAAAUCCAUCUUCAUGGAAAAAUGUGUAUAUUCUGAAUAUAUACAGCGUUUUUAGGGUAUUUUUAUAUAACAGAUUAAAAAAAAAGAAAUUAUUGAGAAAAGAGGAUAAAGAGUGAGAGAGAGAAAAAACAAUUUUACUUAGACUGUAAUUUCCAAAAUUUUGUAGACAUUAGAAUUUCACAAGAAAACAAUUUAGCGCUCCAGACAUCUCUGAAAUAUGUGACGCGUGGUUUUUAGGACGAAAAAAAAGGAACAUUUUUUCUGAUGAAGUAAUGUAAAAAAAAUGAUUUUAAAUAAAUGAAAAAAGAAAACACUUAGAAUAAUAAGGAAAAAAAACUUAGAAAAAAAAGAAUUCACAAUUUUUCCCGUUGCAAAUUUAAAAAAGAAAAAAUUUAGGCAAAACUUAAAAAAAAAUUAAUUAAAAUGUGGCACGAAUAAGCCAACGAGGAUAAAAAAAAAAACUUCAGCAAUUGUCAAUGGUAUGCAAGAAACCUAAAUAAAAAAUUAUGCAAAAAAAGAUAUUUAUUAAAAGAAAAUGCAGACUUGAAAAUAAAACUUACACUUUAGUGCAAAAAUAAA